AUGAAGCCUUUACUGUUCUUAAUAAUGUACUUCUUAUGUCUGAGGGGACACCAGUGUGCACCUACUGUGGAGGGAGACAUAAAUUUUGUGGAAAACUUGAAAGUUUUAUCUGAAGUUGGAGAGAAAUAUGUAGAUGAAGAGGUAAAGAAUGCACUGAUUGGCAUUAAACAGAUGAAAAUUAUGAUGGAAAGAAAUGAAGUCAAACACACUGAUCUGAUGAAAACUUUAAAGAAGAGCAGUGAAGAAAAAGAGGAAGCUCUAAGACUUAUGAAUGAAGUCAAAGAAAGACUGGAAGACGAAGAGCAAAUAUGCCAGGGGUCUUUGAAGAAUUUAUGGGACGAGUGCCAAUCUUGUCUAGAAAGUAACUGCAUGAGAUUUUAUACCACCUGCCGCCAUGGCUUCUCCACAUUUACAAGUAAGGUUGAAGAUUUUUUCAAGAAAUUGACUCCAUUAUCGCUUCCUGUUUAUGAGCUUCAGGAGCAAGAUCUCCCAUUUAAUAAAAAACCUGAAGAAGAGGAUGCCCAGCUAGCACAAAUGGAACACUUGUUCAACCAGCUGUUAUCUGACAUGGGCACAAUCUUUGAAAAAAGCUUUGUUUUUUUCAAACAGAUGCAAAAAGAAUUUGAUCAGUCUUUCCAGAUGUAUUUCAUGUCUGAUCCAGACUUGACGGAGCCCUACUUUUUGCCAGCUUUUUCUGAGGUAACUGUAAGAAACCCUACUCCCCCUAAAGACUGGGAGGCACCAGGCUUCCUCCAACUAGUUUUUGACUUCAGCAAAACUGUCCUGGAAGGUGUUGGUGAAGUGAUUACUGAGGUAUUUGAAGAAUACCGAGAGACUGCAAGAGACAUGGCAGAACAACUUAAAGAUUCUGAUGGAAGUGGAAUGUUCUCUAAGAACAUGGCAGACCACGAGAGAACUCCGUGCAAUAAGCUGCGUCAGAAUUCAUCGGGAUGCCCUCAAUUUCAUGAGAGAUGCCAAAAAUGUCAGGAUCAUUUUAUGCGAGUUUGCCCCGAUGUUCCUGAACUACAUACAAAGUAUGAUGAUGCCUUUAAGCUGGUGAACAUCUCUGGUGAGCAAUACCAACAGAUUCUCCAAAUGGUCAAACGUCACACAGAAGACACAGCCUACCUGUUGAAUAAAAUGAAAGAAAGAUUUGGAUGGGUGUCCGAACUUUCCAACAUGACUAUUGGACCAGAAAACAUUUUCAAUAUAGUAAAGGUGUCAUCAAGUGUCAAAGGAGGUGAAGCUGCCAGUCCAAAUGAAACUGUCGUAGAUGUGAAUAUUUUGACUUCGCCUACUUUCACUGUCAAGGUUCCCCAAGACCUGGACACUGAGAGUUCAGAAUUCAUUGAAUAUGUAGCAGGGAAGGCUUUACAGCUUUACAAAAAGAAUUUCUAGGCAAGAGAGGAAGAAGUGAACAGUGAUACCUACUUUGAAUCCAACAUGUUCUCCUUUAGCAAAGUACACCAAAAGUCAUCAUGCAGAAAAAACCUGCAGAUGAUAAAAUGUUUAAUAAAUGUGUUGAAUAUCAGUAUGAAUGUAUCUCUUAUGAUUUCUCUCUGCAUUCAAUUGUUGAGAGCAAAUCUAAAAAGAUAUAGCUGGUGAAUACUGAAAAUGUUUCUCCUUAGCAUUUGGAUUAUGUGUCAAAAGAGAGGGGUAAGAAAUACAUGCAUAGAUUUCAGUUGUAUUCUGUCCAGUAAUGUAGACGUUGGCAGAAGUAUUUUUAAAGUAUGCAAAAGUCCUGAAUAUGUAGUUCCACUUAUUAAUGAUUUAGAUCAGUUUUGCAUGUGUGCUCUGGUUAAGGAACCUGCUCUAUUUGCUCCCCACACUAUACCAUAAUGGCACGUAUCCAAAACAUGGUAUCAAGUU
Messenger RNA from Lacerta agilis (Sand lizard), 1869 nucleotides. It is a transcript of the gene CLUL1, whose product is annotated as clusterin like 1. The record is from RefSeq and is a predicted model, not a curated record. The transcript has 8 exons. Lineage: Eukaryota; Metazoa; Chordata; Lepidosauria; Squamata; Lacertidae. Bases 1 to 1398 code for a protein of 465 amino acids.